CUAAACAUAUCCGCUGUUAACCUACAGCAACCCGCCAAAUUCUAAAGCUGUUGAGUUAGCUAUGUCGAUUCUGUGUGUUGUUUUAGCUGUCUGAUUAUUGCAGUGGAGUGCUCCACGAAAUGGCGAUGUGGAGCGACGUUGAACUUCUGACCAACGAGGAUACAAACACUGUCCGUUUCGGCAGUGUGUCAAGGGAGGAAAAUGGUAGCGGCUUGUAUCAGGUGGAUACACUGGUCAAAAUAUCCACUCCCAAUGAGGUGCAAGCAGAUCCCCGUCUCUCCUCCUCCAGUGGUUCAAACUGGAGCAUUAUUGUGGCUGACAAGACAGUUAUCCUGUUUGACCAGAGCUAUCAGACCAUCCUGCUGCUUUUGCACUUUGAAACUGAUGUGGAUGCCAUUGAUGUAUGCCUGGAAGGACAGUUUUUGAUUGUCUGUGAAAGAAAUGGAAACCUUCAUUUGAUCUAUGUUCCAAACAAGAGAAUCCUUCUCACCAAGGCUUUGAUAGAGAAACCAUCCAAUGGAGAUAAGAAGACAUACCACUAUCUCAUCAUAGAGGAGGACAAGGCAUCCUUUGGGAUGUACCAUGUGUUCCUUCUCAUAAAGGAUGGGUUUUUCCACAUUACAAACCUUGCAUUGGGAAAAAUCAAGACAGCCAUUGAAAAAAUGGAUGUGGGAGCUUUGAAAGAGCUCCAGUCGCUCAUUAAGAUAGACUUCUGCUCCACCAAUGAUUACCAUGACGAGGGCUGCAGUACAGCAGUGAUGUUCAAUCUGGGCCGUGAAAUCCACUUAUUGAUCGGGGGGGAUAAAGAAAAUAUUGUGACUCACUGGACGAUGGACCCUAAUCAGGCUAAGAUGCGCCUUGCUCAAUCUGUCAACAGCAGCUUGAUUCCAGGUGUGAGGAAGAUGGUAGUGGUGGAAAAUCUCUUGUAUAUUCUUGACACUGAGGAUGCCCUUAGUCUUUGGGACCUACAUUUCCUCGUCAUGAUUCACUGUUGGCAGGAUCUGGCCAUUCAUGACUUUGAACUCACCACAGAAUGUGGUUCUGCCUCCAUGGUGGCUCAAGAGAAGGGCAGCAUGAAGAUGAUUACGCUGACAAAGCAAAACAACAGUCAGAUCAACUCACUGCAAAUACGAUGUCUGCCCUCCAUGACUGUGUGCUACUCUCUGGAUGUCUCCUCAGUGUCCUGCCUGGUCCAGACAAAAAUAAACAUGGAUACAAUUUAUUUAGUUGAGGGGAUUUGUGAGAACCCAGAAAGUAGUCGAGGAGAGCCUUUAUCUUCUGUUGUUGUCAGAUGCUUCACAGAGGCUUUACCUGAGAACAGACUUAGCAGACUUCUUCACAAACACAUGUUUGAGGAGGCUGAACAGUUUGCCAUCACAUUUGAGCUGGAUUUAGAGCUUGUUUACAAGGUAAAGCUUGACUUUGUGCUGGAGCAGCUGGCCUCUGCAUCGGUGGGUGGCUAUGGACAGGAUGUGUGGUCUGAACUUGUGGAGGAGGCCAAGACCAACCUGAUGAAGAUCACAGAUGAGCAGUAUGUGGUGGAAUACUGCCUCAAGGCUCCGUGGCCGACCUUUGAGACAGCAGAGAAAAUGCUAAACCAUGCUGCCACAAGAUACUCCUCCUUACAGAUCCAAGAGGCCUUGGCAAGGCUGGCAACAUUUUGCAGCCUGCACGGACUGGAAAACUUCAAUGGCAUCGCCUGGAUUGAGUUUCUGAACAGCACUGACAAUUUACUAGACAUUCUGACCCACCUAAGAGAGGGAGAUAUGAAGGGUGCACAGCUCCUUUGGCUCAGAUAUGAGGGACAGAUUGCGACAGAGUUUGAUGAGAGCAAGCUUGAAGCUGUGCUCAGUGCCAUCCCAGAGGACCUGCCAUCCCAAGACCUCUGUCCUUGGUUUAGGACAGUGUUUGUUUCUUUUGUGAGGAGAGUGCUUCCAACAGGACAGAAAAUCCUGGCGAGAUGGCUGGAGCAGAGGGCAAGGAAUCUGGAGUUAACAGAAAAGGGUGCUUGGCCCCAGAACGGGUUUGACUUGGCUGUGCUUGGACUGCCUUCUCUAUGGACAUGGAUGAAAUCUGAUGAUGAUUAUAAUGCCAAAGAGGUGGAGAACCUCAAGUCUCUGGUUUCCAACCUCCGUCGGCUCCUGGACCUCCACCAGAAAUACAACUGCAGACUUUCACUUUCAGUCUUUGAGAAGGUUUGUCUUUUAUUAGCGACAUAUUAUAAUUACAUUUGAGUUUCAAACAAGCUUCCGAUAUCUUCAGCAGGAAAUAUUUUAUCAACGUACCUUUUGAGUGGAUUUUAAACUUAUGCUGAAAACACCCUAGGACUUUUUGAUGAGCUACUUCUACAGUACAUCAAGGAUCUGCUGGAGCGCUGCAGUUCUCAGACCACAACACUUUUCACAGAAUGGGAAGCUAAAGCGGUGGCUGUGCUGGGUUGUAUGACUGAUACUGACCUGAUGGUGGAUGCUGUGCUGGAGAUCAUGCAGAAAGCUGUAGUGCCCUGGAGUAAUGUGGUAGAAAAACUUGUUCAGCAGUACCUUGAGAUGGAUGGACCAAAACAAGAGCUUUUAAAGGAGAGCUACCGUCUGAUGGAGAUCAGGAAACUUCUCAGGGGCUAUGGGAUCCGCAACUUCAACCUCUCGAACAGCACUCAAAUUAUGACGCUGAUUACGUACAUCCUAAAGCAAGACUUGCCAAUGUCUUUAGAAGACUCCCUGACAUUAGCUGCAGCUUACAAACUUCCAACCUCACAGAUAAAUUACCUGUAUCUCAUCCAGCUGAUUGGCCAGUGCAAGACUGAGGAAUGCAUGGCUGUCCUGAAGAAGCUGCCCCCUGCAGAAGCAGAGUGUGUGAUUGAGCGUCUCACAUCCUGGGCUCGGCUGCAGCUGGAGGACAAAGCCCACAUAUCUGAUGAGCACAAGAGACACCAGAGGGUCGUAGCUCAGGUGGUGGUGGAGGCUCUGAAAUACCUGCAUAUGCUCCAAAAACAUGAUACUCUUAAAAGCAUGGAGUGUGAAAACAACCUCAUUAUGUUCAAGGCGAUCGCCCACCUACAGGAGGACUUUGAUGUUUUCUUCACCCCCUCCAACUAUGAGGAUCCAAACAUCCAAAAACAGAUCCAGGACCAUCACAUGACAGCCUAUGAAAACACACGUGGCCGCCAUUCAUCUAAGCUGAAGGUUACGACAACUCCAGUUGUGGCUAAUGAUCCCGAUGGCAAGACCAAGACCAUCUCCACAGAAGCUGGCUUACGUCGUCUAGGAAGGCAGCUGCAGCGCACCGAACAGGAGCUCUGGUCUGACUUGGCCCUGCGAGCUCUGGGAGUGGGCAAGGUGGACAAGGCCCUCAAGAUCCUCAGUGAGCUGUAUGAACACCACUAUAACACCAGCACAGGGAAGGUUUUGUUCACUGCUGCCAAGACCUUGUGCCAGAUGCUGGAGGCAGAUGUGCCCAUGGUGCUUCCUGAUGAUAUGGACUUGCCAGCAGUCAUCCAUGAUCUUGCCUGCCAGGCUAUCACUGUGUGCCACUCAGAUUUGCUCCUGGACUGUCUGGAGCUCUGUAAGUGCACAAGGAUAGCUAUGGAUGUCUAUCAUCAGUGUCAGUUAUCAGACAACUAUGGCUUUAUCACCAAGGAUUUGACCUUGGAGACAGAAAAAGAUCCACAUUCUCAGUGGAGUUUUCAGGAUGUUUUUAACGAAGAUUGCAUUGUUCUGGACCCAGUGUCUGUGCUUCCAGUUCAAUAUGAAAUUACCAACUGCUUGCUGCCUGUUUCUCGGGAUACCAAACUGUACCCACUGGACUGCUCCUGUCUGUCACACUGCUCAUUUGAAGACGGAUCAAACUACCUGCGGCCCCUCCUGGGUCCCUUGGACAACAUGUUAGAGAUGUUACAGGAGUGCAGUCAGCUGGAGCUGACCCUCAGGCUGCUGGUCAACUCAUACGGCAGCUGCCUGCAGCAUGUCACCUCUAACGUUAUGGAUGUAAAGCUCAGUGUACAGCUUUAUGAUGCAAGAGAGCUUAAGAUGUACAGUACAUGCUUGAAUAAUCUUCGAAAGAAAACUACUUCAUCUCUGAAUGCCGUUGCUGUGGCUCUCUUGAACAAGGUGUUCAACUGGAGGGUGGUUGAUUGUGAUUUGGCUAUUGGACUAUGUACGCUCCUCUCCAAAGCAGAAGUCUCCAAAAUGUUGUGGAAGGUUAUUGACAACACCUGGCAAAACUAUGACAAAAUCUUGGCUGUGGCUAGGAUCGGGGCCAAUCUCUGCUGCUUGUACAGUGAGGCAGAGGAACAAGAUAAGUUUCUCUCUGUCAUCACUGAUGCUGAAUGGGGCAUCAAGCUAGGCAAAUUAGAGAUAUCCAUCCAGCCAGUGUUCCGUCAGCGACCUGAGAUGAAGAGUAGUCUGAUCCCUGAUCUGGUGAAAAACAGGAGGAUCACCCCAGACAUUAUCCUCCAGUACUGCAGUACCUUUGGUCUAGACACUGACUGUGUGAUCAACCAGUACAUUACCACCUUACUGCUGCUCCAAGAGGACGAGGAAGGUGCCGGUGACCCAGGCCCAGGCCAGGAAGAAGUGCAGCCUCUGUGUCAUGCAGAUGCACUGGAGCGAGUCUUGCAGAUUAUCCCGAUGUUACACAACACCAGCGAGCUCACCGAUAGCCUCUGUGCUGCCAUAUCCAAGCUCAGCCCUUACAACUAUGAGAGGAUCGAAGUCGUGCUGAAGAUCAUCCAGGCUGCAGAUGAGAAUGUGACAACCUUUUCUAUUAGUCAGGCAAUGGGCCUCCUUCAGCACCUGAAGUCCUACAAGCGAAUCUCUCCUCCCUCAGAUGUGGAGAACACUCAUCUUCUAGAAAACAGCCUGCUGCCAAACUUUCUGUCCAACAGCAGAUUGCCCUUCCAUCUGCUUCUGCAGACCAAACAUUACUGGAAGAUUAUCUCUCCUGAGCUCAGUGAGGAGACCUUCCCCACACUUCUUCUGAUUAGCAAACUGAUGAAGGUGAGCCUUGAUAAGUUAUACAUGUCAGCAGCGAACCAUGUGUUUGAGAAGAAGAUGAAGCCUUUACUCUUAGAGCAGAGGAAAAAGGGUCAGGGCCAUGGCUACAGUAAGGAGACUUUCAAGGUGGCCAAGGCCAUGAUGGAAUACAUCCACUGCAUCCAGAGCCCGGAGUGGGCUGCUGCCACAGCCCACAAGAUCACCCAGGAGCUGCCACCAGGCUAUGAGAAGACAAAGUCUCUUAAGUUCUGUUUGGCUCUUGGAGAUGCCUGGCUGAAGGAUCCGAAACUUGAGGAGGCAGCGCGGACCAGAGGGGAGACCUUUCUGUCCAAGCUGAAGCUGCAGUUCCAGCGCUCGGCUACCGAGAACGCCUUGAUAACCAGCCAGUUAAACAGCCCAGAGCAUCUGAAACUGACUGGGCUGCCAGCCAGGCUCAUAGUGGCUCUGUAUGAGCACAGCGGUGUGGAGCAGCGCUACAGAGACUCGGGAGGUCAAACUUAUCCUGAUAUUCAUGCAGUGGUUCAGGAAAUAGCCACCAUCAACAAGGUGGAUCUCCUGAAAAUCCGUAACAUGAUGUUGGAAAAAUGGAUCUGCAAAACAGGCCCUGCUGUCACCAAGGAUAUUGGUAAUCAUGAGUGUAUCAGCAACAUUGAGGAGGACCCAGACUUAAUGAGGGUGGUGUACAUGCUGCAGUCUUGCCCCAUGGAUGAUGCUGUCCGUCUCCUAAACCCUAUCCUAUCUGCUGAAACCUGGCCGCUCAGCACUUCUGGGCCUCGUCUGACCUUCUGCCAUCGGACUCGAGCGCUGCUUUGUCUCGUCCGCCUCGCCGAUUCGGCCACUCUGGAGGCUAAGUUGCAGAUCCCCAGAAACAAAAUUCAAUAUUAUCUGAAAUGCUACAUCUUUGUCUCUCAACUGGAGGCAUUAAACAUCCCUUACACGGUGCAGUCUUUCCUCAGUAGUCCCAAAGAGGGCUUGGUUAAAGGGUUGUGGAAGAACCACAGUCAUGAGCCGCAGGCGGUGCGGUUGGUGGCUGACCUGUGCUUGGAGUAUCAGGUGUACGACCCUCAGCUGUGGAACAGUCUGCUUCAGAAGCUGCUGGGCUUCAACUUGAUCAGCCACCUCCAGAAGGUGCUAGAGGCAGUAGUGGCUGUGCCUGCUCUGUGGGAGAUUUCCAGUUUCUCCAGGACCUGGAGGAGUAUGAUACUGGCACCUUUUGUCUCAGCUUCUGUUCCUCUGAGUCCUGAUCAACAGGCAACACUCUACAGGACCUUUGUUCUCCUCCUCAAGUGCCCUUUCCUGUUGAAUCUGGACCUGAUAGGAAUUGCCAAUCGCUUCGCACAGUUCAAUCUGCCAGCCUUUGCCCUGGGAACUCUCCUUCUCAUCCCCUGUGCCAAUAAAAAGGCCCAGCAGAUCCAGGGCUUUCUGUCUGUGUGUAACCCAGUCGCUGUCCUUGAGCAGGUGGAAGAGCUCAUGAACACCGGGGAAUUAGCUGGAGUUCCCUCACAGAUCAGGGAGACUGUAUUAACUUUCAUCAGCCAAAAUGGACAGCACCAGAAACUGUUGAAGACCAAACACUUUAAGCAUCUGGAGCAGCUCAUUGUGUCGCGUGGCCAACCUAACCAGGUGAAAGACUUGGUGGACUACCUGAUCAGCCAGAACUGUCAGGACGAUGCUGACUCACUCGCUCGUGAGUACAUGAAACGCAGAGAGCAACAAAGAGGGAACACGCUGACAAACGGCUCACCUUCACCGAGCUGCCUUAAGGAGUUUCUCAACAUGCAAAAUGGAGUUUUGGGAUGAACUGACACUAUUUCUGCAGCUUUAUUUAUCUUUUCACACUUGGUCUAUUUUGGGCUCAGAUGCAAUAUAUCUUUCAACUAUUCAUGUAAUAUUUUAAUAAAUGCUUUUCAAUAUAGCUUGUGUAGCGGAUUCCCUGAAAAAAAAUGAUAACUGUCAAAAAUCAAAGGCUAUUCAUCUUUUUAUUUGAUCACCUCUUGUUUAUUAUUUGGUGUAUGUUGUUAUAACUGUUGGCUAACAUGCAGUAAUAACUUAAAUGUCAAAUGUAUACUAGAAAAAAGUAGCUAGAUUGCUACUGCCUAUUUGACAGAUGAUUUCACAGGCUUGGGCAGUUUUUCUGUUUUGGUGUAUACACACAAAUAAAUCUAAGUAUGUAAAUGUUC
Perca fluviatilis (European perch) is the source of this 7171-nucleotide messenger RNA. RefSeq names its product kinetochore associated 1 (gene kntc1). Gene Ontology annotation, molecular function: small GTPase binding. Gene Ontology annotation, cellular component: RZZ complex; cytoplasm; kinetochore microtubule. Gene Ontology annotation, biological process: mitotic spindle assembly checkpoint signaling; mitotic sister chromatid segregation; protein localization to kinetochore involved in kinetochore assembly. The record is from RefSeq and is a predicted model, not a curated record. NCBI's taxonomy places the organism in Eukaryota, Metazoa, Chordata, Actinopteri, Perciformes, Percidae. The transcript is spliced from 62 exons.